AUGUGGGGAGGUGCCUGGAAGCCGAUGACAUGUGUGCGCAUGGCGGCUGAGAUAUUCCUGGAAUUCAAUUCGCAUCAAGGGGAUGGGCUGUGCACAUGUCCCUGGUACAACACGCACGCUCUCUGUCCGCUCGAUAGCAAACAGCAUCUCAUUAGGAAGUUCACCACGGGCUUUGAAACACCCGACCACCAACUCGAUGACGCGCUCGAACGGAGACACGACCCACAACCGGUUGACCUGGAACUGGUUAAGCAAGAGCGGUUGAUGCCAAAGUGCUCUGUCCACGAGGAAGAGGAUAAAGGUGAGCGGCAACGAAUGAAACAGAGUACGGCGAUGUACCGCCCAUUACUCAGCUUUAAAGAUGCUCAACGAGCGUACGCUGAAGCGGGGAUCACAUUCGACUACCUGGAUGUGUCCAAACCACGGGCGAAUCUACGGCAUCACAUUGACCGGUUGAGGACUGUUAAAACGGCGUUGAACGCAAUGAGAUCGGAGCGAAGGCGGAGGCAGUGGGAACAGCACCUGAACAACACACCUCAGCCAAGGAAAGCCAAGAGGCUGCUCAAAGCGGGCGAGAAGCGACACCAGUCUGACAUGGGCAAAGUGAUAGUGGACAAGUGCGUAUGGCAGUGGGGUGGUAUGCACUGGGAUAUGGACUAGAACCAUGCGGAGCGUACACAGUCAAUGCGGAGCUUGGUUUAGAG
Molecule: messenger RNA, 704 nt
Organism: Sphaeroforma arctica JP610
Lineage: Eukaryota; Ichthyosporea; Ichthyophonida
Exons: 6
Coding region: 1-660 (219 amino acids)
Source: RefSeq, a predicted model, not a curated record